Molecule: messenger RNA, 528 nt
Organism: Oncorhynchus mykiss (rainbow trout)
Lineage: Eukaryota; Metazoa; Chordata; Actinopteri; Salmoniformes; Salmonidae
Gene: ifnphi1
Product: interferon phi 1
Biological process (GO): defense response
Cellular component (GO): extracellular region
Molecular function (GO): cytokine receptor binding
Source: RefSeq, a predicted model, not a curated record
AUGUUUACAAUAGGGAGCUGGACGUGUAUUUUUCUUAUUAUUUGCAGUAUGCAGAGCGUGUGUCAUUGCUGUGACUGGAGCCGACACCACUACGGUCACUUGAGCGCAGAAUGCCUUUCCCUGCUGGACCAGAUGGGAGGAGACAUCACAGAGCAGGAGGCCCCUGUUUUUUUCCCCGAAUCACUAUACCGACGCAUAGAUGACGCCAAGUUUGAGGACCAAGUCAGAUUCCGGAACGAGACCAUCUAUCAAAUCACAAAACUGUUUGAUGGGAAUAUGAAGGCUGUCACCUGGGACAAGAAAAAGCUGGACAAUUUCCUCAACAUUCUCGAACGCCAGUUUGAGAACCUUAAAUCCUGUGUAUCACCUGCCAAGAAACCUGAGAGGAGACUGAAACGCUACUUCAAGAAGUUGAAUAGGAAGGUUCUGAGAAAAAUGAACUACAGUGCGCAGGCGUGGGAGCUCAUCAGGAAAGAGACGAAACAUCAUUUGCAAAGAUUGGAUAUUUUUAAGGCAAAGAUGCACUGA